UCUACUCUCAGUCUAGAGCUUGGCGCAGGGAGGACAGCAAGCGCUAUGUCUGCUUCCCGGGUACCAGAAGUCCAUGAGCUGUUGGAGAAGGCUCGGAAGGUCUUCCAGAAGGAGUUCGGGUCCGAGCCCACAGUGGCCGUGUCUGCGCCUGGCCGGGUCAACCUAAUCGGGGAGCACACGGACUACAACGAGGGCCUGGUGCUGCCCAUGGCUCUGGAGCUGGUGACAGUGCUGGUAGGAAUUCCACGGUCUGAUGGCCUCAUCUGUCUCAUAACAACCUCAGAGCAUGCUGAUGAGCCAAGGCGGGUAGAGUUCCCAGUGCCCACUGCAGAGCAGCCUUUGGAACCUGGGGUACCAUGUUGGGCCAACUACAUGAAGGGGGUGAUACAACAUUAUCCAGUCACUGGUCCCAUCCCAGGCUUCAGUGUGGUGGUGGCCAACUCACUGCCUCUCGGGGGUGGGCUGUCCAGUUCCGCGUCCCUGGAAGUGGCAACUUAUACCUUCUUGCAGCAGCUUUGCCCAGACUCUGGGGCAGCAAUCGUGCGUGCCCAGGUGUGUCAGCGGGCAGAGAACAGCUUUGCAGGGGUGCCCUGUGGCAUCAUGGACCAGAUCAUCUCACUGUUUGGGCAGAAGGGCCACGCACUGCUCAUUGAUUGCAGGACCCUAGAGAAAUGCCCUGUGCCCAUGUCAGACCCAGGGGUAGCUGUGCUCAUCACCAAUUCCAACGUCCGUCACUCAUUGGGUUCCACCGAGUACCCUAUCCGGCGACGGCAGUGUGAAGCAGCUGCCAAGGCACUGGGCAAGAAGAGCUUGCGGGAGUUAGAUAUGAAAGGUCUAGAGGGUAAGGGAUCUGUAAAUAUUGUCUUGGAAAUGAGUGGGGUAAUAGGAGUAGCACUCAGGACGUUGUGUUUAAGAGAGAGAGAUAGA
Gracilinanus agilis (Agile Gracile Mouse Opossum) is the source of this 927-nucleotide messenger RNA. Its product is annotated as galactokinase-like. The transcript has 5 exons. Gene Ontology annotation, cellular component: cytoplasm; cytosol. The annotation marks the transcript as partial. The record is from RefSeq and is a predicted model, not a curated record. NCBI's taxonomy places the organism in Eukaryota, Metazoa, Chordata, Mammalia, Didelphimorphia, Didelphidae. Gene Ontology annotation, molecular function: ATP binding; galactokinase activity. Gene Ontology annotation, biological process: galactose metabolic process; carbohydrate phosphorylation.